Molecule: messenger RNA, 2146 nt
Organism: Cloeon dipterum
Lineage: Eukaryota; Metazoa; Arthropoda; Insecta; Ephemeroptera; Baetidae
Exons: 14
Coding region: 224-2068 (614 amino acids)
Biological process (GO): proteolysis; protein desumoylation
Cellular component (GO): nucleus
Molecular function (GO): deSUMOylase activity
Source: RefSeq, a predicted model, not a curated record
CGGGCUUGAUAGUUGCGUCUUUCGCGGUGCCCGUUUUCGCAUUUUUUCAUUAGUUUUCGCAGUUCUAAUUUUCCUUCCUAAUCAUCUCUGGCACUUUUAAGUUUUACAAUGAUUCAAGGCUUUUUCCGAAAAAUUUCAAACUUUGUCUCUGGUACCCUAAACACAGAUCACAAUCGCAAGAGAAGUGUCAAUCUAAUGGUUGUGGAGUCGUAACCCAAAAAGCAUGCCCAACAAGUCCCAAUAUAAAUUAAAAGGAGCUUCAGAGUUUCUGAAGUUCCCAGACCUCGGCAAACCAACCAAAUCUCGGCACUCUGAAAGUGAGACUGAUUUAGGACUACCACGGUACGAUUAUCACAGCAAGAUGCGCAAGGUAGAACCCCAACCAGGUCCCUCAAGCGUCGAAUCUGCUCCUGCUGCCGCUGCUGGUGCUGCUGCUCCUCAGACACAGAGCAAGCCAAACACAUUUAGCAGCAAGUGCUUCCAGGUCUUCAAACCUGCCCCUGAGAAGCGCAAGGAAAAUUUGGCAGAUGAGACUGAUGUACAGAUAUUGCCUAACCCUGUUAGUGCUUCUGCAAAAUGCAGUGCAUUCUCUACUUACCAACAAAGACAACCUUUGACUAACAGACAACCACCUGAGGAGGAAGAUAUCAAAGUCCUGUCACAAAGAGAGGUCCAAAAGAGGCACACAUUAGCUUCUGCAGGCCCAUCAGGCACCAAUUGGUUGAGGCCUGCACAGAGCAGACCUCCUUUCUCCUAUUCAAGAAAGGAAGCUUGCACAAGCACACCUAAGCGCUCUUGCUUCACAAACAGAAAGGUUUGUGUGGACAGUAAAACCAUUCGGCGUGACACUCGGCAGGUCAGUUUGCGCAGCCUCCUUUACAACAAUGAAGAGAAAACAGCAUACCGACGUCUGAUCAUGCAAGCUGCCAAUAUGCCCUCCAUGGUGCAGUUCAGAACCCCCAUUUUCCUGGAGAAAAAGAAAAUACCUCUGAUUGACCUCACGCUGGAUGAAAGAAAUAUCCUCCCUGAUUUGACUUCCAAGUCUAAAGAAGUGAAGAAGCUGGAAAUUCCCGCAUUCAAGAAACCUGAGGUCAUCACACUUGAUGCUGAAUUCAAGCCAAAAGCCCCAGUUGUGGCCAGAAAUUCCUUUGGAGAUUCUCUGAAGGACAAACCAUUCAUGAAAGAGGGCUUUGCUGAAGGAAUCUACGACAGGUACAGCGACAAACAGCAAUUGCGCGCCAAGGACAUUGAGCAAACCAAGAAGGACGUUCAGCUGCUUGAGGUUCAUUCCCGUAGCGUGUUUGAAUUCAACAGUGUUGCCAGAGCGCUGAAGCUAGCCACUCUCUUUGACAUCGAAAAGGAAGAGGAGAUCGAGGAAAUUGAGGAGGAAAAGCUUCCUGAACUGCCUGAUGAGGCUUAUAUUAUUGUGGACAAGGCGCUUUAUCCGAGACCCCCACAAGAAGUCCUUGUGUCCGGAUUUAAUGCAGACAUCACACGCAAGGACAUCAGCACCUUGGCUGACCGCAACUGGCUCAAUGAUGAGGUCAUUAACUUCUACAUGGAACUCAUCAGAGAGCGUGGAAACUUGGACAACUUCCCUAAAGUGCACACCUUCAACACUUUCUUCUAUCCUAGAUUGCGACAGACUGGCUAUUCAGCCUUGAAGAGGUGGACCAAAAAGGUGGACAUUUUUGCGCAAGAUCUCAUUGUGAUUCCGAUCCACUUGGGCGUUCACUGGUGCAUGUCUAUUCUGGAUAUGAAAAACAAACACGCACACUACUUUGACAGCAUGCUGACAUCCAAUCCAUCUGUUUUGACGCUGCUAAUGAAAUAUUUAGAGGAGGAAAGCGUGGACAAGAAAAAAGUGCCUUAUGAUACAAGCAAGUGGAAGCUGAUUCAAGAAAAGGAAAUCCCAGUGCAACACAACGGCUACGACUGCGGCGUGUUCGCGUGCAUGUUUGCCGAGGCUGGUUCUCGAAGAGGGAAAUUCCUUUUCACGCAAGAUGACAUGCCAGAUUUGCGGAAGAGGAUGGUGUAUGAAAUUUUGACCAAGAAACUGCUAACCUAAUUACUGUAAGUAAUUCUGAAGGGUGAUUGAAGGAAAGUUGUUUGGUCCUUUUAUCUGAUAAUAAAUUCUCUAACUAGA